GGCCUAGCGGAAUUUCGGCCGGAAGUGAUGCACAGGAAGUUACGCCCUGGAGGCGGUCCCUGGUGGUGGAGGGCGUCGCGAUGGGAGGGGCGGAGCGUCUGUGGUCAUCCUGGAACCUUGGAUCCGGGGCAGUUUUGCAGAACACUGAUAUCAAUGGACUCUAACAUGGACUUCAUUUAAAGAAAUCCACCGACCAUUAUUGGACAAAAACAUGAAUCAAUUUGUAUUGUGGCAUUCAAAUCCUAGCACUUUGGGAAAGCUAAUGCUACAAAUUACAGAAAUACAGUAGCUCAGAAGAGAAAGAAGCUUGGGGAUGUGGAAGAAGAUGAAGCAGCAUAACAUUUUAUCUUGCCAAGAACAGAAUUCGGGAUCCACUUUUACUCUUAGGUUUUGGAGCCCUCUCUUGCAUCAGAACUCUGUCCUCCUAAUCCUCUGAGUGUCAUCUCAGGAUCCUGGGCACACUCAUGGCACGAUGGCCAACCCUCAGGAGCACCUGAGCUGCUCCUCUUCCCCACACUUACCCUUGAGUGAAAACAGAACCUUCAAUGGACUACAAGAUGAGCUCACACCUACAGGGAGCCACCCUUCACCCAAGCUCCUUAAGGACCCGCAGGAAAAGGGGGGAGUACACGCAGAGCUAACCGAGAACAUGAACAGCCCCAUGACCACAACAGUGUUGACGAGUGUGAGCGAAGAUUCCAGGGACCAGUUUGAGAACAGCGUUCUUCAGCUAAGGGAACAAGAUGAAUCGGAAAUGGCCGUGUCUCAGGGGAACAGCAACACCACGGACAGAGAGAGCACAAGCGGAACCGAAGACAUCAAGAUUCAGUUCAGCAGGUCGGGUAGCGGCAGUGGUGGGUUUCUGGAAGGACUAUUUGGAUGCUUGAGGCCUGUAUGGAAUAUCAUUGGCAAGGCAUAUUCCACUGAUUACAAAUUGCAGCAGCAAGAUACUUGGGAAGUGCCAUUUGAGGAGAUCUCAGAGCUGCAGUGGCUGGGUAGUGGAGCCCAAGGAGCUGUCUUCUUGGGCAAGUUCCGAGCGGAGGAGGUGGCCAUCAAGAAAGUGAGAGAACAGAAUGAGACGGAUAUCAAGCAUUUGAGGAAGUUGAAGCACCCUAACAUCAUCGCUUUCAAGGGUGUUUGUACUCAGGCCCCAUGUUACUGCAUCAUCAUGGAAUACUGUGCCCACGGACAACUCUAUGAGGUUUUGCGAGCUGGCAGGAAGAUCACACCCCGAUUGCUAGUGGACUGGUCUACAGGAAUUGCAAGUGGAAUGAAUUAUUUGCACCUCCACAAAAUUAUUCACCGUGAUCUCAAAUCACCUAAUGUUUUGGUGACUCACACAGAUGCAGUAAAAAUUUCAGAUUUUGGUACAUCUAAGGAACUCAGUGACAAAAGUACCAAGAUGUCCUUUGCUGGCACAGUCGCGUGGAUGGCACCAGAGGUGAUACGCAAUGAACCUGUCUCUGAAAAAGUCGAUAUAUGGUCUUUUGGAGUGGUGCUUUGGGAGCUGCUGACGGGAGAGAUCCCUUACAAAGAUGUGGACUCUUCAGCCAUCAUUUGGGGUGUUGGAAGCAAUAGCCUACACCUUCCAGUUCCUUCCACUUGCCCUGAUGGAUUCAAAAUCCUUAUGAAACAGACAUGGCAGAGUAAACCUCGCAACCGGCCUUCUUUCCGGCAGACGCUCAUGCAUUUAGACAUUGCUUCUGCUGAUGUUCUUGCCACCCCACAAGAAACCUACUUCAAGUCUCAGGCUGAAUGGAGAGAAGAGGUGAAAAAACACUUUGAGAAGAUCAAAAGUGAGGGAACCUGUAUACACCGAUUAGAUGAAGAACUGAUUCGGAGGCGCAGAGAAGAGCUCAGGCAUGCUUUGGAUAUUCGUGAACACUAUGAGAGAAAACUUGAGCGGGCUAAUAAUUUAUACAUGGAACUGAGUGCCAUCAUGCUGCAGCUGGAAAUGCGGGAGAAGGAGCUCAUUAAGCGUGAGCAAGCAGUAGAAAAGAAGUACCCUGGAACUUACAAACGACACCCCGUCCGUCCAAUAAUCCACCCCAACGCCAUGGAGAAACUCAUGAAGAGGAAAGGUGCGCCUCAUAAAUCAGGGAUGCAGACCAAACGGCCAGAUCUGUUGAGAUCUGAAGGUAUCCCCAGUAUGGAGGUGGCUCCUGCCGCAUCCCCUUUGUCUGGAAGUCCCAAAAUGUCCACCUCAAGCAGCAAGAGCCGAUAUCGGAGCAAACCCCGCCACCGCCGAGGGAAUAGCAGAGGCAGCCAUAGUGACUUUGCAGCGAUCUUGAAAAACCAGCCAGUGCAAGAAAAUUCACCCCAUCCCACUUAUGUACACCAAGCUCAAUCCCAGCACCCUUCUUCCCAUCACCAUAACCCUCUGCAGCAGCAAUACCAGCAAUGCCCUCCUGCCGUGCCUCAGAGUCACCAUCCCAGACUCAACAUGCACGGACAGGACAUUGCAACCUGCGCCAACAACCUGAGGUAUUUUGGCCCAGCAGCAGCCCUGCGGAGCCCACUCAGCAACCAUGCUCAAAGACAGAUGCCUGGCUCCAGCCCUGACCUCAUCUCCACAGCCAUGGCGGCAGAUUGCUGGAGAAGUUCUGAGCCUGACGAGGGCCCAGCUGGCCCCUGGGGCUGUUGUCAGGCUGACCCUUAUGACCCCUGCCUCCAGUGCAGGCCAGAACAGUGUGGUUCCUUAGACAUACCCUCUGCUGAGCCAGUGGGGAGGAGACCCGACCUUUUCAAGUCACCAGCACACAAUCCCCUCUCGGAAAAUGCCCAGGGUUCUGAGAAAAUGGAAGAAAAUGAAUUCAAAGGCUGUAGGUCUGCAUCAUCCCUUGGCAUCCCUCAUCACGUCACCCCCCCAGUGCUACCUCGAAACACAAGGCCCCUGCAAAAGAGUGGAGAUGACUCCUCAGAAGAAGAAGAAGGGGAAGUAGAUAGUGAAGUUGAAUUUCCACGAAGACAGAGGCCCCAUCGCUGUAUCAGCAGCUGCCAGUCGUAUUCAACCUUUAGCUCUGAGAAUUUCUCUGUGUCUGAUGGAGAGGAGGGAAAUACCAGCGACCACUCCAACAGUCCUGAUGAGUUAGCGGAUAAACUGGAAGACCGCCUGGCCGAGAAGCUAGAUGACCUGCUGUCCCAGACGCCAGAGAUCCCCAUUGAGAUAUCCUCGCAUUCAGAUGGGCUCUCUGACAAGGAGUGCGCCGUGCGCCGCGUGAAGACGCAGAUGUCUCUGGGCAAGCUGUGUGCGGAGGAACGUGGCUACGAGAAUCCUAUGCAGUUUGAAGAAUCGGACUGUGACUCUUCAGAUGGAGAGUGUUCUGAUGCCACAGUCAGGACCAAUAAACACUACAACUCUGCUACUUGGUAAUGAAAGAAAACCCAUCCUGAAGAUCUCAUGACUAUACUGGCAUUUCAGAUCCAUCCCACCCCCAGACUCUUCCCACUCUCUCCCUGCUUUUUCGUCUGGGAAGAGAGCUGCCCCCUCUUUCUUACCCCUAGAAAUGAGCUGCAAUAACAGGAACAUGAGACUUCGCAAAUCUCUUGGAAAAAAAUAUCCAAAUGAAAUUAAGUCUCACUGAACAUUUCAAUCAAGAAUGGCAGGGAUCUAUUUUAUUGAAUAUUCUAGCUACUGUAACAUUGAUAUUUAUUUUUGUUUGACAUUUUAACACUUUGUACUGUAAAGAGUGAACUAUAUAUGAUAUAGAGAGAGACACAAUAAUUUCUUGCAAAAAGAGAGAGAGAGAGAGAGAGAGAGAGAGAGAGAUAAAGGAAGAAAGAAAAGAAAGAAAGAAGUGGAAUUUAGGAGCAACAUCGUUGGGAAUUUGUGGGGCCAGGAGAUAUUAUUGCUACUUGAACAGGGGACCAGUUCUUUUGGCCAUAAGAGAUGAAGAAGAGCCAGAGCAAGACAUACUGAUUAUUUUAGAAAACAAAGAAAAGCAAUUCCAGGUAACUUGUGAACAGACCACAUUAAGUUCAACCAGCUUGCCCACAUGGGUGAUGGAAAUGAUCUAGAAGAGACUGAUGACCAGAUACUUGCACCCAAGGUCCUUGAGGGCAUGUGCUUCCUCUAGGAGGAAAAAAAGACAACUACACAUCUGGAAGCUGAUUUCAUUUCAAGAACUUGAAGCAGCAUUUGGUAGUGAGACUUACAGAUAGCAUCAAGCCUUGUCUUUGACAAAUGCUUCCCUUUUUAAUGCUGUCAUUGUCAUUACCUUGACAAAUGUGUUACCUUGACCAAUGUGUUGAUUUUUCAGACUCAAGUGCCAUUUUCUUAUAGCCUAUUUCCUUUCCACCUGUUGACCACUUCCUUUAGGAAAAAAGGCAGGGGGUGCCAAAAAGAGAAAAAGGAAAUUUACAACAGUAUUAGAAAAGCAAAUGUGGAAUUUGUGAAAGUGCAUUCUCACAAUGUCUCAGUUCAGCUACGUGAAGAAGAUCAGAUCACCCCUCUGUGGAACCAGGUUACUUGUCUACUAGAGUCAUGUUGAUUCAAACAGAACAGACUUUGAAGGCAGCUAGCGUGUGUGUGUGAGUCUGUCCAAAGUCCAAUCCCGAACCACCCCCUUGUUUUUAUUCAUUAACUCAUUCUAUCUGGGAAGCUUUAGUGCCUGGCUACCACUAUCAGGAAAAAGGCAGCAUAAGCAACUUGUAAAAGUCAACCCCUCCCACAUUACAAUAGCAUUUUUGUUAAACGCAACUGGUAAAGUGUAUUUUACUGCACUUUGGAUCAAUGCAGUUGGAAAUAAUUGAAUCUGGAAAUUUAUAGAAAGAACAACUGAUGCUGAGCAGCAAUUAGAGAGAUUUUACAUUGUCCAAGACAUGAGGUCCUGGCUUGUCUCUGGGGUCACAGUCUUUGAAAAGCAUCCCAAGGAAUUUCAUCAUGCCUCAGCUUCAAGGAAAUUUUUAUCUAGAAUUUUAUAUAAAAACGGGUGUUGGCCUAGUUUCCAUCUCUGUCUCCAAGAUAGGUUACUGUGAAACAACCUCUCUAGGCUCAAGACCUGAAGAACAUGACUUGAGUCUUUGACACUGCAUCACGUUGGACAUUAGGAAAGACUUACACAUUACAGGUAUUAAACUAUUUCCAACAAAGAUGAAAACAUUGCCCUCCGCUGGGGGUCGCCGAUUGCAUCAGCCAAAAAGGAAAGGUGGAGGGAAUUUAGAGCACUUCCUUUGCUUGUCUGAUCCCUCCAUGUGUUUACACUUUAUGUUGAGUCGUUGAUUUAAAAUGUAGUGUCUAUAAUUUAUAGCUCUUAGGUAAGAUGAAGGAAAAUGUUUAACUUAUACAGAGAGCAGUAUUGUUUGCAUUAAAUUAUUCCAUUUUGUAUAAAUUCUGUAGCUGGACUACAUGAAAGAUCUUAAGUUAUGGCAUUAUUAUCACUGUUAUUUUGUUUUAUAAUAAUUAUCAUUCUCAUUUUCUGUCGAUCAGAAGGUGUGGCUUUACAGUGUAGCACAAUGAUUGUGUUUAUUGCUAACCAUGAAUAAUUAUGGGUUUUUAUGAUUUUUAUGAAGGAAUGAAAAUGGAACUGCCAUAUGGGAGCUCCCUGGUAUUCAUCUUAGUUGUAUUCCCUCAUUUUCUGUGUGCAACAACAAUCAUCUGAGGAUGUGGGUUCUGCCCUGGAGGCCAGUGGAUGCACUGUGGCUUUGACUUGAUCCUGAAAGCUCCUGGGUGGGCAGAUGACUGAGUGGAUGGACAAAUACUUCAGAAGCUGUAAACUUUCUCAAGUUUCUUAAGAAAUAAAAUCAUGGGACUACA
Molecule: messenger RNA, 5755 nt
Organism: Felis catus (domestic cat)
Lineage: Eukaryota; Metazoa; Chordata; Mammalia; Carnivora; Felidae
Gene: MAP3K13
Product: mitogen-activated protein kinase kinase kinase 13
Exons: 16
Coding region: 473-3373 (966 amino acids)
Biological process (GO): protein autophosphorylation; JNK cascade
Molecular function (GO): JUN kinase kinase kinase activity; protein homodimerization activity; ATP binding
Source: RefSeq, a predicted model, not a curated record